Messenger RNA from Capsaspora owczarzaki ATCC 30864, 3368 nucleotides. Its product is annotated as DEAD box ATP-dependent RNA helicase. Gene Ontology annotation, biological process: mRNA splicing, via spliceosome. Gene Ontology annotation, molecular function: RNA helicase activity; ATP binding; nucleic acid binding. NCBI's taxonomy places the organism in Eukaryota, Filasterea, Ministeriida, Capsasporidae. The record is from RefSeq and is a predicted model, not a curated record. Gene Ontology annotation, cellular component: nucleus. The transcript has 7 exons. Bases 22 to 3243 code for a protein of 1073 amino acids.
UGAUCACAGCCGAAGACGACAAUGAACGGCAGCGACUCUGGCAGCAAGCGACUGCACGAGCAGGACGCCGCCGGGUCUAGCGCCGAUCCCAGCACCAAGCGACUGCGGCUCGACGAGGACGCAGGAAAUGCUUCCGGCGAGCUCUCCAGCGAGGAACUCGCCAAGCAGAAGCGCCGUGAAAAAUUGGAAGCGUGGCGACGCGAGAAGGAAGCCGCUGCCGCUGCCGCCGCUGCUGCUGCUCCUGUUACUGCUACUACGGCUGCUGCACCAGCAGUCGCGGCCAGCAUCGGACCCGCAGUGUCAUUGGGCAAGGUACAGCCAGCACCUGCGGCUCCUGCUAUGACCAUCUCGAUCGGCGGAUUGGCCAGGCCAGGCGCACAAGCGCCCUCAGUGUUUGGUCUCAGUGGCGCCAAGCCAGCCACGAUCCGAGCAUCCGUGUUUGGGAACGACAAUGACGAUGAUGAUGACGACGAUGGCAGUGGCAGUGCUGCGCUGUCGACUCUGACUCUGGGCGCCGCACACCGAGCGCGAAAGUCGAAACUCGCCAAGCUCGACCUGAACGCCGACGACGACGAGAGCAACAGCCUUCCUGCCGCGACCACCAACGCGCAAAAGCAAGGAAACUCACUAGCAGAGCAAUCGAAUGCCAAUCCAACAGGAUCGGGAGCAGUCGCUCAGCCGAUGGAUGUGGCGAAGGCUUUCAGCAACGGUGCCGUCAACAAGCAACAGGGAGACGAUGAUCUCGACGCCUACAUGAUGAACGUCCAGGCUACCGUUCGAGAACUCAACAUUCGCAAGGAAUCGGGCCAGCCAGCGACGGCCGCUGCUACUGCAAUGACGCUGGACUCGGAGCUGCAAAGCGCCGAUCAGCUCGAGGCGGACGAUGCUGCGCUGAUUUUCGGCCACGGCGACAACGAAGAUUUGCAAGAGAAGGCAAGGAACGUUACCGCCAAAAAGAAGGAGCUCGGUGCCGUUGACCACUCCAAGAUUGUCUAUCCCGAGUUUUCAAAGAACUUUUACAAGGAGGUGCCCGAGCUCGCCCGCAUGACCGAGCUCGAGGUCAAGCAGUAUCGACGCGAGCUGGAAAAUAUCAAGGUCAAGGGUGACCAGCCACCAAGGCCGAUCAAGAACUGGUCCCAGUGCGGCGUGAACGCACUCACCCUCAAAAUCUUAACCGACAAAUGCAAGUUUGAAAAGCCGACGCCCAUCCAAGCACAGGCGGUUCCCGCCGUGAUGAGCGGUCGCGAUCUGAUUGCGAUCGCGAAAACAGGCAGCGGCAAGACGCUUGCAUUCGUCUUGCCCAUGAUUCGGCAUAUUCUCGCACAGCCUCCGCUGUCGGCGGACGACGGGCCGAUCGGCUUGAUUCUGACGCCGACACGCGAGCUCGCCGUCCAGACCUACACCGAGUGCAAGCGUUUUGCCGCGCCAAACCAGCUGCGAACCGUCUGCCUCUAUGGUGGCUCGGCCAUCACCGAGCAGAUUGCAGACUUGAAGCGAGGCGCCGAGAUUAUCGUCUGCACGCCUGGCCGCAUGAUUGACAUGCUGACCGCCAAUUCGGGACGCGUGACCAACUUGCGACGGGUGACGUACCUCGUGCUCGACGAAGCGGAUCGCAUGUUUGACAUGGGCUUUGAGCCGCAAGUGAUGCGCAUUGUCAACAACAUCCGGCCCGCGCGUCAAACCGUGCUCUUCUCGGCCACCUUCCCGCGAUCGAUGGAAACGCUGGCGUACAAGAUUCUGCACCACUCCCCCUUGCAGAUCAUUGUCGGUGGCCGAAGCAUUGUCUCGAAGGAAAUUGAUCAGCACGUCCUGGUGAUUCCUGAAGCCGAAAAGUAUCUGCGCUUGCUCGAGCUUCUCGGCGUGUGGCAAGAAGAAGGGAGCGUGAUUGUGUUUGUGGAGCGCCAGGAAGCCGCGGAUAUGCUGCUCAAGUCGUUGUACGCGUCGGGCUACCCGUGUUUGUCGCUGCAUGCCGGUUUGGACCAAGGCGACCGUGAGGAGACCCUGAUUGCAUUCAAGGCCGGUGAUGUGCGGUUGCUCAUUGCGACGUCUGUCGCAGCGCGUGGCUUGGAUGUCAAAGAGCUCAAACUUGUCGUCAACUAUGACGCCCCAAACCACUACGAAGAUUAUGUUCACCGCGUUGGCCGAACGGGCCGUGCCGGACGGAAGGGUACCUCUUACACCUUCCUCACGCCCGAGCAAGGCCGCUUUGCUGGGGAUAUUCUCAACGCGCUCCAGCUGAGCGGAGCCAAUGUGCCGGAAGAACUCAAGCAGCUCAAAGAGCAGUACGAAGCCGAUGUGAAGUCUGGCAAGGCGAAAGGCGGAAAAUUCAGCGUUCGCAAGGGCAAGGGCUUUGGUUUUACGGACGAAGAAAACAACAAGGCGAACGCGCUCAAGAACAUGCAAAAGGCUGCAAUGGGCCUCGGCGAAUCAGACGACGAGGACUCUGGGCCGAGUGCAUCCACACCAUCUACAAACUCUGCGCUUGCCGCAUCCGCAUCGGCUGGUGGCGACGACGACGACGGGCCCGACGCGCUCGAUGAAGAGAUUGAGCGCAAGCUCAACGCCAGCCGCAUUUCGAGCGGCGCGCCUGCUCCUAGUGCGGCACCCGCGACCGCCACGAGCGCUCCAGCUGCCACAGGUCAAGUCAACAAGGAGGCACUUGCUGCGAUUGUCUCCUCUGUUUCCAACCGCAUUGCCGCGGCCAGCGGUGGCGGAGAGUCUGCAGCUGUACCCGUCAGUGUUUCUGCCGCAGCGGAACGUGCUCGUCAAAUUGCCGCAUCUAUCGGUCGCCGUCUGCCCACUGCUGCAGGUUCCGCCACUGGAGAUGCUGCAAAUCCCGCUGCUGCUAUGGCUGCCGCUGCUGCGUCCGCGGCUCCCCCUCCUCCCGCUCUCAUGGCCGUCGCUCCCGUUCUGCAGUUCAUCGAGCAUCUCGAGAUCAACGAUUUCCCUCAACGCGCACGUUGGCGCGUCACUCAGAAGGAGGCCGUUUCAGCAAUUUCGGAACUGUCGGGUGCCGCUCUGACACCCCGAGGCGUGUUCAUUGGGCCUGGCAAAGUGCCCGGGCCCAACGAGAAGAAGCUCUACAUUGUCAUUGAGGCAGACAAUGAUUUUGCGGUGCAAAAAGCCAAAACCGAGAUCAAGCGCAUCAUCCGCGAGGAGCUUGCGCGCGAGGCCGACAACGCGCUUCAGAAUCGCAACCUCGGCGGUUCGACGAAUGCCCCUGGUCGCUAUUCAGUCUUGUAGCGGUAGCAAUGUGCCCCCUUUUUUUGUUUUGCUCCUGUUACAAGUGUACCGUGUUUCUUCCCCCGCUCCCCUUUGGUUUGAUCUCUGUUUUGCCAAAGUUAAACGAUCGAUGACUUUGUUGAACG